Molecule: messenger RNA, 868 nt
Organism: Asparagus officinalis (garden asparagus)
Lineage: Eukaryota; Viridiplantae; Streptophyta; Magnoliopsida; Asparagales; Asparagaceae
Exons: 5
Coding region: 75-548 (157 amino acids)
Source: RefSeq, a predicted model, not a curated record
GGCCUUUUUCCAAUCGCCGGUGAGAUCUCUCCCAUAAAAAUCUCGAGCUCCCGAGAUCAAAGCUUGGGUUUUUAAUGGGGUUCGUUUCGUUCGCUGGGAGGGUUCUCUUCGCCUCGGUCUUUCUUCUAUCUGCUUACCAAGAGUUUUCUGAAUUUGGUACUGAUGGAGGACCAGCAGCAAAGGCACUGAAACCCAAGUUUAAUGUUUUUGUAAAGCAUUUAGCUUCCCGGGGCUUAGUUGUGCCGCCUCAUAUUGAGAUGAGACAUGUCAUCGCUGCAACAAUGGGGCUGAAAGGACUUGGUGGCCUACUGUUCAUUUUCAGCAGCUCCUUCGGAGCUUACCUCCUGCUGCUCUACUUAGCAUUUAUUACUCCAAUCGUGUAUGAUUUCUACAACUAUGAUAUCGAAAGGCCAGAAUUUGUUCAACUUUUCAUCAAAUUUACUCAGAACUUGGCUCUCUUUGGUUCACUGCUCUUCUAUCUUGGGAUGAAGAAUUCAAUCCCAAAGCGACAACCCAAGAAAAAGGCUCCGAAGUCCAAGACAGUUUAAGUAGGAGACAAGUUGGGGUGUGUUGUACCCCUUGAUGCUACAUGGCUAUCUUGAUAGUUUGUGCUUGUUCUUGUUACAUGUAUUCGAUUCAUUUUGUAUGGGACUAUGGGGCACAUGUUUAAGAGAUAUUAUCGGUUGAUUAGGACUGCUUCCCAAAUACUUCAUAUGUUGGGAAGUUGAGCAUAGACACGGCAUAUUUGUAUUUCUAGGUCAGUUCUGUAGGAUUCUGUUCUUGAAACAAGUUAUUGAAUUCCUGUGCUGUAACUGCUAUAUCUGAGCUCGGCUCAGCAGUCUAUUUCCCAUCUUGUACGUGCUGCUUA